This is a messenger RNA of Lingula anatina, 1136 nucleotides long. RefSeq names its product protein lethal(2)essential for life. Gene Ontology annotation, cellular component: cytoplasm; nucleus. The record is from RefSeq and is a predicted model, not a curated record. Gene Ontology annotation, biological process: response to heat; protein refolding. NCBI's taxonomy places the organism in Eukaryota, Metazoa, Brachiopoda, Lingulata, Lingulida, Lingulidae.
ACCGUCGCUUUGUUUACCUCCUUGAUCUGGAAAGAUCGUGAACAUUCACGUGUGUCGUUUGAGGUGAGAAGAGACGGUAUAAAAAGCCACACGCUGCACGUACAAACAAACGUAGUAGAUUUACACGACGAAACAUGUUACGUGCGAUUGUACCAAAAUCGUUAGGCAACAAGGGGCAGUACUUGAGGUGCGCUGUCACCGGCGACCCAGUCGUCUGCAAGCGUGGUUUGAAACGAUGGGUCCCCAUGAUUCGACCCCAACGUCACAGAGGCCCAUGGUGGGCCGACAGCUGGCCAGGGACAGGGCUCGAUAAUUUGAUCCACGAUCCUUUCCGUGAAACAGAGAGGGUCAUGAAUCAACUGUGGAAGAAUGCGUUUGAUCCACCGUAUUAUGUACGAGGCUUAGCCAGGACAGAUGUACAGUUGAAAUAUGAUGACAAAGUCUUCCAGAUAGAGUUAGAUGUGUCUGACUUUGCCCCAGAAGAGAUAGAAGUUAAGAUCAGUGACAAUACUCUCGUCAUUAAAGGUGAACACACUGACAAAGAGGAUAAACAUGGGUUGGUUGCCAGGCAGUUUUUACGGCAGUUUGCCAUUCCAGAGGAUGUUGACGUAGAUAGCUUUGAAUCCUUGUUAAAUGAUGAUGGCUCCAUGAUUGUGAAAGCACAGGUCAACCGCCCCGUCCCCAAUGAAAGAGUCAUUGAAAUAAAAAAACAGCAAAAGGAAACUGAAGACAAGAAAGAGUAGGACUUGUUUCAACAACUGAAUGGUGCUUUGUACUUUUGACUUCUGAAAUACAAAAAGUAUAAGUUUACAUAUGUGGAGCAGCUGGAUUAUUACAAAUGAUGCCUGAUCAUGUUUGCUAGUGAUUUUUUCUUAUGCCCCAUUUGAACUGCAGUACAAAGUAUGGGGGAAUGUUCAUUUUUAGUUUGCUUACAUGUAGCCUAGCAACUUCAGGAUUUCAAAGAAGAUGCAACCACUUACUGCAAUACAAUUUUCGUAUGUGGACAGCAGCACGAUGUCUUAUUUUUGUAUGUUUCAAAUAAUAUAUCACAAUGGUUCAUUUAAUCAGUUGUUUUUUUAUUUCAUAAAUCAAUUGUUAAAACAUAACAUGCUUUCUGUUAAAUGUAAUAAAAGAUU